AAAAAGAAAGAAAAAGGAAAAACGUUAAGAAAGAGACUCACAAAUCACAGCAGGCAAAGGGGGGUGUCGUCCCAUUUUAACCCCUCGAACUCUCAAACUCGUUCAAAGUUCAGGAGGCGUAAACGGAAAUGAUCCAAGGGCUGGAGUCCGUUGAAAGGUGAUGUAUGAAUCCAGCAGCAGGUCUGACAUAUUCGUCUUUUUUUAAAAAACAAAAAUGAUUGCAUAUAUUUUGUGCACCGCGUUGGCAGUCUUGCCCUUACUGAUUUACUUCCGGAAUCCUUAUUUUUUGAAAGAUUUAACAUACACAUUUAUUUCCAUUUAUGUCGGUAUACGCAUGAGUAGAAUCAAGAAAAAGUUUUACAGUAUUUUAGAUCGUUUUCUAGACAAAGUGGCGGAGCAUCCGCAUAAGAAGUUCAUAGUUUACGAGGAAAGCUCCUACACGUACAGCCAAGCCGACAGAGAAAGCAACAAAGUGGCCAGGGCUCUGUUAACGCAUGCCCACCUCAAGCAGGGGGACACGGUAGCCCUCUUCUUGGGCAACGAGCCGUGGUUUGUAUGGAUGUGGCUCGCACUGUCCAAGCUGGGAUGCACAGCGUCCUUCCUCAACGUCAACAUAAGAUCCAAAUCCCUGCUGCACUGUUUCUCCUGCUGUGAAGCCAAAGUCCUGAUCGCUGGCGCUGACCUUCAAGGAGCAAUAGAGGAGGUGCUGCCCACUUUGAAGCAGCAGGGUAUCCUUGUGUUUAUCCUCCGUGAGCACUGUCAUGUGGACGGCAUCGAAAGCCUCUCUGACAAAAUUCAGAUGGAGUCAGACGAGCCCCUGUCCCGUCAGCUCAGGGCCAGCAUUAACAUCAAGAGUCCUGCGGUGUACAUCUACACAUCAGGAACCACAGGGCUUCCAAAAGCAGCUGUGAUUAACCAUGAGAGGGUAUGGAUGCCAGCUUUUGCCCUGACCUUUGCUGGUGUGCGCUCAGACGAUAUUGUCUACAUAUAUCUGCCUCUGUAUCACAGUGCUGGCUUUCUUAUGGGACUUUGUGGAGCUAUAGAAAAAGGCACCACUGUUGUUUUGAGAAGCAAGUUCUCUGCCUCCAACUUUUGGAAUGACUGUAGAAAGUACAAUGUGACUGUCAUCCAGUACAUAGGCGAGGUCAUGCGCUACCUCUGCAACACACCAAAGAGAGACAAUGACAAGGAUCAUAAGGUCCGACUGGCCGUAGGGAACGGAAUAAGGGAAGACACCUGGGUUGAGUUCCUGGAGCGAUUUGGGAACAUUUGUAUCCGUGAAUGCUACGGAGCAACUGAAGGGAAUGUUGGCUUUAUCAACUAUGGUGGGAAAAUUGGAGCUAUGGGCAGAGAACAUUUUCUCUACAAAAUGGCAUGCAAAUAUGCCCUCAUAAGGUUUGACACAGAAAAAGAGGAGCCAGUCAGAGACUCUAGAGGAUUUUGUGUUGAAGUCCCAAGAGGAGAAACUGGUCUGCUUGUGGCAAAGAUUGGAAAAAGAACACCCUUCAGUGGCUAUGCCAAGGACAAGCAGCAGACAGACAAGAAGAAGCUAAGAGAUGUGUUCGAGAAGGGCGACAUGUACUUUAACAGUGGCGACCUUCUAAAGAUUGACGACGAGGGAUUUCUCUUCUUUCAAGACCGCAUUGGAGACACUUUCAGGUGGAAAGGAGAAAAUGUGGCAACCACGGAGGUGGCUGACCACCUGCUCGCAGUUGACUUUGUUGAAGAGGCUAAUGUCUAUGGUGUGAAGGUGCCAGGUAAUAAUGACACUAAAAGCAAGAUUAUUGUGAUGUCAGUGGCUCUCAAACUAGUGGCAUGUAAAUACAUGUGCGUCAUCAAGGGUUGA
Molecule: messenger RNA, 1846 nt
Organism: Pundamilia nyererei
Lineage: Eukaryota; Metazoa; Chordata; Actinopteri; Cichliformes; Cichlidae
Product: very long-chain acyl-CoA synthetase-like
Exons: 9
Coding region: 215-1846 (543 amino acids)
Biological process (GO): long-chain fatty acid metabolic process; long-chain fatty acid import into cell
Cellular component (GO): plasma membrane; endoplasmic reticulum membrane
Molecular function (GO): long-chain fatty acid transmembrane transporter activity; long-chain fatty acid-CoA ligase activity
Source: RefSeq, a predicted model, not a curated record